This is a messenger RNA of Hymenoscyphus albidus, 2387 nucleotides long. The record is from the annotation of a GenBank genome assembly. NCBI's taxonomy places the organism in Eukaryota, Fungi, Ascomycota, Leotiomycetes, Helotiales, Helotiaceae.
AUGCAAACCAUGGGAAGAAGCAAUUCUGAAUCCUCCAACCCCGUCUCGACAGUUACCACUUCCUUCCGCACGCGCGCGAGGAAGAGGACGGCUCAUGCUUGUGAGGCGUGUCGGACGAGGAAGUCACGUUGUGAUGGUCAGCAACCUUGUGCUUGGUGUACGGAGAAUGAUGUGGAUUGCGUUUAUGGACGUCAGCAGCAGAUGAGUGGGUGAGUAGGUGUGAGAACUUUUGAUGAUGUGAAUUGAGUUUAGGAGUUUUCUAUACUGACUGUGAGGUUGUUUUUUAGGAAUGGGCAGGGGCUAAAUCAGGGGAAGAGUGAUAAGAUUCUUGAGACGGUUUUGCGGAUGGAUGCGUUGCUGAAUUCUAUUCAUAAUGAUUUGGUAGCUAUUUUUUACAUCUAUAAUCUUAUUUUCCUCUCGUAAAAUGGAGAGAGACUUAUGAAAAUAGCAGCGAGAUCCGACAAGAUCAUUGCAGGAUCGAGGUUCCUUCUCCCCAAACGCCAUCACAGAAACCACACCUUCAGACCAAGACUUCGAAAGAGUCGCCAACGCCAGUCUCCCCUCGCACGUAAGCGCCACCGAAGACCUCCUCUCCUCCACCCUCGCCCAGCCAUUCCCCUCCCUCAUCGAGCAAUUCCGGCCCAUCUUCCUCCUAGAAAGUAAACGCACACCACUCCCCUUCCAAAACCGCUUCACACGCAGUCCAGUCUUCACGCCCGAGGAAGCGAAUCGUCUAAUUGCCUCUUUUCAAGCGACGGUUAACUUUUGGUAUCCGUGUGUUAGUAAGGCUACGCUUGAUGUGCUUUUUGAUCGUGUACAAAGUGGGUUUACGGAGGGUAGUUGUGAGGAUUGUUUGGCGUUGUUGGUUUUGGCCCUCGGGGCUGCGAGUGAGUUGGUUGUUGAGUGUGCUAAUGUGGAGGAUGAGUAUAGGAGUUUUGAGGUGAGACAGGUGCAGAAUGAGUUGAGUAAUAUGGCGAAUGUUUGUUUUGAUGGUAGGUGUUCCAAAAUAUAUUUUUAUCCUCUGUUCGGUUAUUCUGAGAGGGUGGAACUUAGCAAUCUCACUUGGAAUUAGAUUUGUCUUACACUUCUAAUACUGGGUGUAAUAGAAAUGCUGACAAUAUACAACUUCCCAGAGGCGAAUAAACUGCUGGUUGUGGCGUGUAUGGAGGUCAGCACCAUUUCUGCUCAGUGCGUGUUUCUCGCUUCGUGAGUUUCCUGUAUUGUCUACUUUUCGUUCUGAAAGUCGCUAAUGUUCAAAAGCCUAUUUUGCUCCUUUCUUCAACGACCACUACAAACAUGGAGUUAUAUAUGUAUAGUGGCCUCGAAAUGUCGGUCUUUGCUUGAGUACGGAACAGGGUCCAGUAAUUUUGAAGAUGAAGAAUGCGUUAAGCGUAUGUUCUGGUCAUGCUAUAUCAUUGAAGUACUCCAGUUUUCACUACUGGUCUGGGAAUCACCACUAAUUGAAAACACAGAGCGAUUUAUUAUCUGAACUCUCACAUCUCCCCCAAACAGGAGUAGCAGAAGUCGAAUCCCGCACACCCCUCCCUUCACCCCUUCAAACCCAUCAAUCCAACACCGAAACCGAGUCCUCAGCCCUAUACUUCCUAUCAUGUAUCUCCAUCCGCCGACUCCUAAAUCGCGUCCAUCACCUCCUCUAUUCAUCUAAAACCCACUCCAAAAACGCCCCAACAACCACGAUAACCGACUCGUUACGAGGAAUGAUCGCCGAGCUUUCACACCAACUUCUCCUAUGGAGAGAAACCUUGCCAGAUUUCUUGCAGUUUGAGGAAGGGGCCAAGGAAUGCUCGAAUCAAUAUUCUGCUUUUCUGAGACAGAGAUAUCUUGCUUGUAAGAGCGUGAUUUAUAGACCUUACGUGGAGAUGUUACUUCAUGAUCGAGAGGGUGUUAGCGGUGGGGAGAUUGUGGAGGGGGCGAUGAGGUGUCUGAGUGCUAGUUGUUAUCACAUUGGAUAUCUGAGGAGUUUCAGUCAGGUCUGUUUUCCUUCCUCUCCUCCCUCUUCCAUCUCACUGUUCCCAAAUUCCCAGCUCCACAUACAUCAUCUCUCUCAAAGGGUGGCCUAACGGGUAUAACAGACAGUAAUGAUAGACACAUGGAUCUGCUCCCUCUCCAUGACAUCAACCAUGUUCAUCCUCCUCGUCUCCCUCCAAACUCCCGCUUUACGACAGACACUCCUCUCACAACAUUCCAUUCUCGAUUUUGGAACGCAUCUGCAGAGACUGUUGCGUUCUUGGAUUAGUAUUGUGCCGGAUAAGAGUCCUAGUAUUCAGCAAUCUGUGCGGUUGAUUGCGGAGAUUGAUCGCUUGAUUAGAGGGGGUUUGUAAAUAGUUUGAGGUUUGUGGGAAUUUGAGCGUGCUUUUUUUGGGAGC